Messenger RNA from Daucus carota subsp. sativus, 2985 nucleotides. RefSeq lists its product as uncharacterized. The record is from RefSeq and is a predicted model, not a curated record. The coding region runs from base 206 to 2686 and encodes 826 amino acids. Lineage: Eukaryota; Viridiplantae; Streptophyta; Magnoliopsida; Apiales; Apiaceae. Gene Ontology annotation, molecular function: protein binding. The transcript is spliced from 10 exons.
AAAGAGUGGGGGGUUUAGAAACGGGGCGUAGAGAGAGAAAGCUUCUUAAUAUCCUCUUUCUCUUCGCCGCGGAUUCUUCCGUUACACCAAUCAUCAUCAUACCAUAUAUUAAUAUUAAACAUAACAACAAGCGUACAUACAGUAUCUUUCUAGAGAGAGAGUAAGCGAGAGUGAUAGUCAAGUGCGAUCUUCGGAGAGAGAAAAAAUGAGUAACGAAGGGAGGACUGACAAUGGCGGCGUCGAAGAGGAGAUACCGCCGGAGAGUAAGAAGAUGGUGGAGAGUUUGAAGGAGAUAGUUCACUGUGCUGAAUUGGAGAUCUAUUCUGCUCUCAAGGACUCUAACAUGGACCCUAACGAAGCUGUUAAUCGCCUUCUUUCUCAAGACCCUUUUCACCAGGUGAAAAGCAAAAGAGAAAAGAAAAAAGAGAAUAAGGAUUUACCAGAAACAAAGUUUCGUGUUAGUAGCACUUUACAUCGUGGCUCUAAAAGUGACAGAGGACGUGGAGCCUCAGCUCAGUUAAGCUCUUUUGACUCAAGUUCUUUCCAAGGCAAGCUUGCAUACAAAAAGGAGAACGGAGCAAACUCUUACACAACUUCUUUAUCAGUUCCUCAAGUGGCAGUGGAUAAUUCAAGCUGGCGUCCUUCAGCAUUCAGUACCUCUGUAUCCAUGGAAAAUCAAAAGUCAAAGAGAAGCGUAGUUGGGGCGAUAUCGGCUUCACAAACUAAUUCUGGUUAUCGAUCUGCUUCGGUGGGUGUCCCUGGCCGAAAAUCAGUCGCCAACAUUGUAAAGAAGGGGGGACAUCAGAGCAAUGCUGCCAACUCACUAAAGUCAUCUCAAAGCAGUUUUAACUGGCCUCCCAAGUCCUCGGAGUUUUAUAAAGAGUUUUCUUCUUCUGAAAACCAAGUACUUAAGGUUACAGAUCAAUUUGGGAAACAGGUGGCUCCUCCUGAUGAACAGCCCUUAUUGAAACCACCAGAAAACGCCAACUUGUCAUCAGUUUUGGCUUCUCAUGCUGAAUCACAACUGCAUCCAGUUCUACAAGACUUGCCAUGUGGCAAAGCUACUCAACAUCUGCAUUCUGAGAAAAAGGAGUUGAAGGAAGGAGAGGAGAAGUCUUUUACAUAUCGUGAUGAUUAUCAUGUUGGUUCUGCUAUGAUUUCCAGUGGGACACAGGGAAUCAAACCUGGAAAUGCGUUGUUGUUUGGUGAUGGCAUAAAUACGAAAUUGGGCCCUUACCAGUCUUAUAAUUAUGCUUGCCAAAAUGAGGAAGUAAAAGAUGGUGUGGCUACCUCAAAAUUGUCAGAGACUGCUACCCUGCAGCACCUUAGUACACAGGAGGAAGAACAGAAGCCAUCUUAUGAAGAGGAUGGCUCUUCUGUUUUGAUCCCAGAUCACUUGCAAGUCAACUCUGCUGGCUGUUCAUAUUUGAGUUUUGGCAGCUUUAAAUCUAAUCUUGUCAUUGGUGUCUCUGGGUCGAUAUCCUCAAGAAAUAACAUGGAAGAGACACCCAUAGUGGCCAAUGCUUUUAUGAACGGAAAGGACCGCAACAGGAAAAUAGAGAAAUACAGGGAGGAUUCAUUUUUAAAAGCUUCAGAUGAAAUUUUAGCUCAUAGAAAUAGUAGAGUUGCCGGGACUUUUAAUUCAGCGUCCGCUACACAAUCAGAUUUCUUAAAACAGGAAUACUCUGAAGCGGUGGGGGCACAUGGUAAUGAAUAUCCGUUUCAAAAAGCCUGCCAGAACUUUGCAUUUGAUUACACACAGAAGAGCUCAUGGAUGCAAAAUCUCCCUUCCUCUGAUGCGAUGGGACACACAGAUCCAUUUUCCAGUGCUCGAUUAACAGCAAAUUUUCCUAUAAGAGACUCUGAAUUCUCAUACUCACCUUUCCCUGUGGCACAAUCAGUGGCUUUGAAGUAUGGCAACUCAGUGUCUUCCACAAAUGGUUCAUCCAUUUCUUUGGAAGAGGCUUUGAAGACAGGUUUGCAAUCACUUCAUUCUACACAACAGCACCUUUCUGGAAAACAUGCUUCAGAACAAAGUGACCCUCAACACCUCCCUGCCCACCAAAAUUCCCAACCUGCACAUCCAUUCGGACCUUUUGCCAACAUGAAUAGUUACUCUUAUGUGCCUCAGGAUGAAACGUAUAUGCCUUCUGCCCUUCAGCAAGCAUUUGCUGGCAAUGGCACAUACCAUCAAUCACUGGGUGCUACGCUCCCGCAAUAUAAAAAUAGUGUAUCACUCAGUAGUUUGCCUCAGCCUGCCACUGUAUCUGCUGGGUAUGGGAACUUUGAAGAUUCAAUGAUCAAUUCUGGAAACUAUGCCUUGAAUCCAUCAGUUGUCCCUGCUGGAUCCACCAUAGGCUAUGAUGAUCUUUUAAGCACUCGGUACAAGGACAGCAGUUAUUCGAUUUCCCCUCAGCAGAAUGAGAAUUCAGCCAUGUGGUUCCGGGGAGACGAUUCAAGAACAAUGUCAACUGUUCCACCAAGUACUUAUUACAGCUUGCAGGGCCAGAAUCAGCACUCUGCUGGAUUUGGGCAAGGUCAGCAAUCUUCCCUAAAUUAUGGGGAUGCAAAUUUCUACAAUCCUCAGACAGGGAUGCCAUUUGAGCAGCAACUGCAAAGCCCUAGAAAUGGGUCCGUCGGUGGAUCCUAUGUCCAGUCAAAGCAGAUAUGGCAAAACAGCUACUAGAGUUGCCAAAUCUUAUCUUAUUUAUUUUUUUUUUUCUUUUGCUAAAUCACAUCUCAUGGUUCUUCAUGGUCUCUGCGAUGAGUUUGGAAGUGGCCAAUCAAGCAAACCAUGGUUGAAUCUGAUAAGAUGUGUAAUGGCUCAAAGAGUGUCACUGGCUGCAGCCGUGAACCUCAUAGAUUGUAUUUUACAUAUCUUCAGUUAAAACUUAACAUAGGUAACUGCUAACAUGGAUUAGUAAGCAGUUCCGAAACAUUCUGCCUGACAUUUUUGCAGUCAUCUUUUCUUUUUUGUACUUUUUA